CAUGCUGCUAUGGUUCGGUGCUGUAUGGCCUGUUUUCUGGGCACUUUACUUUGGGCUGGGUUGCGAAAGUAGAGGUACUAGUAGAGUACGGUACGGUACCACCGCGACCACCGUAGAUUGUCGCUCUGCUGCUGGUUCGUCUUUGUCAGUCUUCUUCCGCAUCGUGCUCAAAAUUCCGAAGAACUCGAAACUCAAUACAAAAUCGAAUAGAUACUCGAUCUGUUCCACUGUUGUUGAAAGUACGGUAGUCUACUGGUAGCAAGAUGCUGAGCGUGUCAUGCGAGAGCGACGAUAUCUCUCUAUUGGAGUUGCAAGGCGAGAAGAAGUCCUGCUUGGAGGACUCUUUCAACGCUUCCUACACGGAGGAUUUGGAGCCGUUGGAUGACAACGACGACCAUGACGAUGACUCUGCUACCAAUAACGAUAGCAGGAGCGCCAGCCCCAAACGCAGGAGCACCAGUCCCAAACGACCCAAGCGACGACCCGUGAGGAGAGUCAAGAGCGAUCCAGACCAUCGAUGGGAAGACAACAGCAAGAACGACGACGCUCCCCCUCAUCGAUGGGAAGUCAUGGGCGCCGCAAAGGACGACAGCAAUGUCCCUAGUAGUGACGCUGAUUCCAAAGAGAAAUCCAGACGAUCCAAGUUCAAACGGGCAAAUUCUGUGGACGUCCUCAGCGUCGGCCCACGUCACAGCUGGGAUGGUGGUAGCCGCGUCAAAAGCAAGAAACCCGACUUUCGUUGGGACAAGUUCGUCGAAGCCGAGCUCUCGGAUGAUAACAGCAACGAAAACAACAACGAAACCAGUGAUAAGAGCCUUUCGGCUUCUUCCAACGACGCGAGGACCGCGAUGACCGCGAGUCCUCGACGCAGACCUCCUCGUAGAACCAGGAGUGCUGCUGCCAAUUUCGAGAGACCUCUGCUGACACGCAGCAACAGCAAGGUCCGAUUCUGUCUAGGCAACAACGAUUGCAUUGAAGUCCCUCGUAUUGCCAAGGACAUGAAACGGGAUCUCUUUUACACCAAGAAAGAAAUCAAGGUGUUCAAGGCGGAAAAGAAGGAAGAAAAGAAAGAGGCCAAGGAGCGUCGAAGAGAAGAAAAGGAACGCCAAAAGGAACAAAAGGAGGAUCCACCCGGCAACUCCUUUGCUAAUCCCGCUGGCAACACUGCCAUUGCCAGUGCUUGUUAGUAGCCACACAAGCAAUCAUACAUUAAUGAAAAACAACCAACCAACCAACCCAGUGUCGGCUGACCAACCAUGAUCAACAAACACCAAACCAAAGAAUAAUUGGAGAGGAUGAGCAUGUCAUCUCAAAAGAGUCACUUGGACUGACUUUUACUGAUCAAGAAAUGUACAGAAAAAUCCAAACGUAAUUUUAAUUAAUAAAAUCAAUGAAACAUU
Seminavis robusta is the source of this 1400-nucleotide messenger RNA. The record is from the annotation of a GenBank genome assembly. Lineage: Eukaryota; Bacillariophyta; Bacillariophyceae; Naviculales; Naviculaceae.